AAUGGGGAUCAUCUCAAGGAAGAUCUUCCCAGCUUGUGGAAGUAUGUGUGUUUGUUGUCCUGCUUUGAGGUCAAGAUCAAGACAGACUGUCAAACGUUACAUAAAAUUGCUUGCUGAUAUCUUCCCUAAAUCCCCGGAUGAGCUUCCAAAUGAAAGGAAAAUUAUCAAAUUAUGUGAAUAUGCUGCGAAAAACCCUUUUCGGAUUCCCAAGAUAGCAAAAUAUCUUGAAGAACGAUGCUACAAUGAACUGAGAUCCGAGGACAUCAAGCUAGUCAAGAUUGUAGCAGAAUCUUUCAUUAAGUUUCUUUCCAUUUGUAAGGUGAAAAUAACAUAUUUUGCUGUUGAUGUGCUUAAUGUAAUUUCGGAGCUCUUGGACUAUUCCAAGAAUGAGACUGUUCAGACACUUGGUUGCCAAUCCUUAACAAGGUUCAUCUACUGUCAGGUGAAUAAUACAGUCCAAAAUAUUUGGCUUAUUGCUUAUGUGGCUUCUUCAUGA
Molecule: messenger RNA, 496 nt
Organism: Vicia villosa (hairy vetch)
Lineage: Eukaryota; Viridiplantae; Streptophyta; Magnoliopsida; Fabales; Fabaceae
Product: protein SEMI-ROLLED LEAF 2-like
Exons: 4
Coding region: 2-496 (164 amino acids)
Source: RefSeq, a predicted model, not a curated record